Oncorhynchus gorbuscha (pink salmon) is the source of this 9472-nucleotide messenger RNA. RefSeq names its product matrix-remodeling-associated protein 5-like. Bases 372 to 8813 code for a protein of 2813 amino acids. The transcript is spliced from 10 exons. Gene Ontology annotation, cellular component: extracellular region. Lineage: Eukaryota; Metazoa; Chordata; Actinopteri; Salmoniformes; Salmonidae. Gene Ontology annotation, molecular function: protein binding. The record is from RefSeq and is a predicted model, not a curated record.
UCCUUCCCUUCCUUUCAGCUGCACAGGGGAACAAUAUCUGCUCUGUCGGAAUAGCAAGAACAUUUGAAUCUAUCCGUUAUUUUAUCCAUCCAAACAAAUAUUUUUUUUCUCACAAAAGCAAGGAUAUUUUUUUGUUGUUGAUUGUUUUCACCUCUCUUAUAUUCAUUGCAUAAAGUUGUAGAUUAUUGAAACGUUAGUAACGUUUUGAAUGCCAAUAUUAUAUUAUUAAACAUACCUGGAAUUACAUGAAUGCGUUGCCGAAUCGUCAUUUGGAUAAAAAUGAGACUUGAAGGGAUUUUGGCUGUAACGAAAUGAAGAAUCUUGAUAUCUUCGGUUUGAAGGAUUGCAAGUGAGGGUCCCUCCUAUUGAAGAUGGCUCCCAGUGUGUGUGGUGUGUCUCUGGCUGUGGUGGUGGUGUUAGUGACCCUGGUGUCUCCUGGUGGUGCCUGCCCUCGGCCCUGCUCCUGCUACCAGCCCACUGAACUACACUGCACCUUCAGGUCCCUGCUCACCAUACCACAGCUUCUACCGCAACAUACACUACACAUCAACCUAGGGUUCAACAGUAUCAGCAGGAUCCCAGACAGCUCAUUAGCUGGUCUGUGGAGGCUGGAGCAGCUGAUGCUUCAUGGGAAUGACAUCCGUGAGAUUCCUGACCGAGCGUUCCAAGAUCUGUCCUCACUUCAGGUCCUGAAGCUAAGUUAUAACAAGCUGAGGGAGAUCUCAGCAGAGAACUUCUCAGGCCUGUCCUCACUACUGCGCCUCCACCUGGAUCACAACCAGCUGCAGUUCCUGCACCCCCAGGCCCUGCUCCGCCUCCCCAACCUCAGACUGAUCCGACUGCAGGGGAACCAGCUCCACCAGCUGCACCCGCAGGCCUUCUGCACUCUGUCCCUACUGCAGACAUUCUGCUACUCCACCCUCAGGCAUCUGGAUGUGUCCAACAACAGUCUAACUAUCCUGCCUAGGGACACACUGAGGACUGCCCCUCUUCUGGAGUCCCUGGCUCUGCAGGCCAACCCUUGGACCUGCGAUUGCAGCAUGGCUUGGAUGCAGGCCUGGAGCAUCUCUCACCCAGGGGUGUUGAAAUGUCCGGGGCCGCAUUGCCUGGUCUGUGCCUCACCCAAACACAUGAAGGGUCAUGGCCUUUUGCAGCAGAAAGACCUAUCCUGCACCUCGCCUGUCAUCUCCAUCAAUCCUAGAACCUCAUCUCAGGAGGAUGGCGAAGUUCAACCAAUAGAAACCUUUAGAGAGGCUUUAGGCAACGCCUCCCUGGGGAUGUCUGACCAACAGGGGAAUGCUGUUGAUCUGAAGUGUAACAUCACACACUCCUCACAGACUCCUGACAUUACCCCACCACACCUUUCCUCCUCCUCCAUCCCCAUCUCCCUCUCCCUGGACUGUGGGGUGGAUGGGCAUGGCUAUGAGAGGCUGUGGAGGCUGCUGGCCUACUACAGUGAGACUCCUGUCAGGCUUCAAAGAGAAAUAAUGUUGAGUAAAGCCCCAAGACUUGCCUACAGGUACAGACAGACAGCAGAGAAGGAGGGCUACUACCAUACAGGGGUCAAGGCCAGUAUUCAAGCCCAGCCUGCCUGGUUACUGCAGCCCCAUGUCAGUCUAGAGCUCAACAGAGCUCAGUCCAGCGCCCACAGGGUUAAACUGACCCUGUCCACCCUGGUGUCUGCUCCCCCAGACCCCCCAUCCCCACACUCCUGGGUCCUCAUCCAGACCAACCACACCCACACAGCUUUUACUGCAGCUGCAGAGAGACAGAUCCACCUGCCCUGCCCUGUCCUCAGCUCUAUUGGAGACCUAAGCUCUGGAGACCACAGGCUCCAAUGGGUUUUCCCAGAUGGUUCAACAGUCUCCUCUCCCUACCGCAGCUCAGAUGGUAGGGUCCGGGUGUCUGGCCAGGGGCUGGUCCUGCAGAGAGUGUAUCACUCUGAUGCUGGACUGUACUAUUGCGUGGCCCGGGCGGGGGGAGAUGUUGAUGUCCUCCCCCUCCGUCUGGCGGUGGUAGAAUCAUCCAAUCCUUUCCCAGGGGAGGAGCUAGGCCCGGCUGUGACUGGAUUGGUUGGAGACCCUGUCAGUCUGCCGUGUGAGGCCUCUGGUACACCGAAGGUUGAGGUGAACUGGGUUCUUCCUGGCGGGAGAGUGGUAGGGAGUAGGAACGAGGGGAGGAGAAAGGACGAGGCAGGGGUUACUGUCUUGGCCAACGGUACCCUGUCUCUCCCCAUCCCUGCGCUGGGAGAUGCAGGCCUGUACCGGUGUGUAGCGGUGAACCAGUACGGUGCUGACUCUCUCUCCACCAGACUGACGCUCACCCCGCGUCCUUCUGACACCUCAUCACGAAUUAGAUAUCCCAUGAGGCCACAAUCUGCGGCCGGAGUGUCCAACAGGGUACGAGCCCCUCUAGGCGGUGAGGAGAUUGAAGAGGGGGGGUCAGGAGAUGAUGAGGGGGAGAACAUACUGCACACUAGGGCAGGUUACAACAGGACAUGGCGUACCCCCAUCAGAUCCCACAUGGUGAGGGUGGAGGGAAGCAGACCACCCCAAAAGGGCAAGAAGCCCUUGAGGAGAGGCUUCCCUGUGGAGCAGAGGAGGAACAGGUUGGAGGGUCGGCGGAGCUUUAACCUGGCCAAGCACAAAAUAGACCCUCAGAAAUGGACCGACCUGCUGACUAAGAUACGUGAAAGGACUGCCCCUAAAAUCACAGACUCCCUGAAUGUACCACCCCCAACAAGAGCACAUUCUACCACCUCAGCCCCAACUGAAGCACAGACAACCACCUCAACCCCAAAUGAAGCACAGACAACCACCUCAGCCCCAACUGAAGCACAGACAACCACCUCAACCCCAAUUGAAGCACAGACAACCACCUCAACCCCAACUGAAGCACAGACAACUACCUCAGCCCCAACUGAAGCACAGACAACCACCUCAACCCCAACUGAAGCACAGACAACCACCUCAACCCCAAUUGAAGCACAAACAACCACCUCAAUCCCAACUAGAGCACAGUCAACCAGAAUACAGACAAAUAGCAGACAUACAGAAAGCAAUCACACAACCAGAACAAAUCCUGGCAGCACACAGCCAGACAGCAGACAUAAAACCAGAAGAAAGCCAGGCUACACACAGCCAAGUAGCACACAGCCAGACAUAAUACAGACAGAGAGAAUACAGACAACUAAAACACAGACAACCAGAAUACAUACAGACACGACAUUACCAAACAGCACACCAGAGGUAAGCGUGGGAAGAAACUCUGAUCAACAUCUUGUAUUGGACUCAGGGGCUGAUACCUCAAAGAGUUCUUCCAUAGAUGUCCUCAGUCUACAGGAAGAGUGGUUAAACCUCAUCCAUACAUCACUAAUCCCAGAUCUGCUAACAAAGGAUAGAGUGGCCCCAGAGACACCAAACACUUCAGAUCCGAGCAAUAACUUCCCCCAGAGCACAAAGCCAACCUCCAAUGUCAAUUGCACUAACAUAGAGGAAAGGAGACAGAGUGUUAUCCCUGUAAGGACUACAGGUGAGGGUGAGAGGACUGGAACAACAAACUCUGGAAAGGUAAUGUUCUCCAACUCUGUUCCGUCGCGACCCAGAAGCCCCUGGAAUGCCAGCAAUAGGCCUGGCCAGAGGAGACGCAUCAACAGACUCAGAGGACGACCCAUGCCCCCAGGUCCAACCUCCCCUCUCCAGAAUAAUUUAAGUCCCACUACCACCAGAGCAGCACUUACAAACCCCAGGAAACUGACAGCACCUGCUACAACCAUUACUAUAAGAACUACUACUACUACUACUACUACUACUCCAUCCUUAACUAGGAUCACUGCUCCAUCAAGCACAUCUGUCUCCCCCCCUGUCUUCCUUUCUGCCUCGCCCCCUUCGCCCCAGACAUACACAGACAGGGUGACUCACUUAACAAACACUGCUGCUCGGCUCCCAGACAGGUCCCAAGCGACUAUCACACACACACGCACACACACAGGCAAACAUACACCCACAGUCACUCACAGUCACACAGAAAAACAGAGUUAUGCUAUAACAGAGGGUCAGGUCGGGGCCACUCUAAAAGAACAGGAUCCAUCUGUCUUCAACCAACACAACCCAGAGGAUAUCAAAGCAACUACCACUCGGUCUGGAACCACACCAGGUGGAACAACACCUACUGGUACUGAGAAAGAACCCAGUGAGAUAGAACCACUCUACCCAGAAACCAAGGAAGAACUAAGUGAGAUAGGACCACCAGCAACUGAAAAAGAACCCAGUGAGAUAGAACCGUCAGCAACUGAUGAAGAAGAACCCAGUGAGAUAGAACCAUCAGCAACUGAUCAAGAACCCAGUGAGAUAGAACCAUCAUCAACUGAUGAAGAACCCAGUGAGAUAGAAGCACCAGCAACUGAUGAAGAACCCAGUGAGAUAGAACCACCAGCAACUGAUGAAGAACCCAGUGAGAUAGAAGCACCAGCAACUGAUGAAGAACCCAGUGAGAUAGAACCACCAGCAACUGAUGAAGAACCCAGUGAGAUAGAAGCACCAGCAACUGAUGAAGAACCCAGUGAGAUAGAACCACCAGCAACUGAUGAAGAACCCAGUGAGAUAGAAGCACCAGCAACUGAUGAAGAACCCAGUGAGAUAGAACCACCAGCAACUGAUGAAGAACCCAGUGAGAUAGAACCACUUUACCCAAUCACUGAAGAAGAACCCAAUAAGAUAAAACCAGUCGAUCUAGCACCUGAUGAACCAGAGGAGAGACAGCCAGAGUCAGAAAUAGACAGCUCUUUUUCAUCUACAAAACAGCUACUGCCCCCAACUACAGCUAAUAUAGCAGCUAUCACUGCUUCAGCCAUCACCUCCUCUACAGUCAUCACCUUUAUUAGAAGAACUACCACUAUAACUAUUCCUACAUCUACUACUACUAUUCCUACAACUACUGCUACUAUUCCUACAACUACUGCUACUAUUCCUACAACUACUACCACUAUUACUACUACUAUACCUACAACUACUACAACUAUUCCUACAACUACUACCACUAUUCCUACUACAACUACUACUACUAUUCCCACUACUACUACCACUCUUACUAGUACAAUAGUGUGGAGGAACCCAGGAGUAAACUCCAUCCCAGACUCACAUGGUAGUCGCUACCGCCCCCCAUCUUACCCCACCUACUCACAACACUCCAGCAGGCGGCACCCCUAUGUCAUCACUAGGCCUGACCCAGUAAGAACUCCACUUCAAACACCACCCCCUAUAAAACACACACCCUCUCUACUACACCCUAUCAAGCCCAAACUUCUUCUCCCAGAUAUUUUAGGGAUCCCUUCCUCUGUAGUCCCCACCACCAGAGCUCCCUUCAGCUCCCCAAAGACCGCCCCACCCACCACAGACAGUCAGGCUGGACUCAACCCUGAGUCCACCCUUCCUCAUUCCCCUCCCGCGUCUCCAGCCCAUAGUGUGAUUGCCCAACGCCCACCUCAGACCUCCGUCUUGCGUGUCCGGCCCCGUAUCGCUCCCCCUCACAUGCGCCCAAUGUCUGUCCCAGCUGAGAUUGAUGCCCUCCUGCCCUGUGAGGCCAUUGGACAGCCUCCUCCAACAAUCACCUGGACCAAGGUCUCCACAGGAGCUGUGAUGUCACUGGACUACAAGGCAGAGCGUUUCCAGGUCCUACCCAACGGAACCUUUCUCAUCCGGAGCGUGCAGGUCCAGGACCGGGGGACAUAUAUCUGCAGGGCACAGAACUCUGUGGGCCUGGACCGUGCCAUGGUGACCCUGGAAGUCUGGUCCCACCCACCCCGGAUUCAGCUACCCAACCACAGAGAUGCAACGGUGCACCAGGGGGGUGAGGUGAGGUUAGAGUGUCGGGUUCAGGGGGUGCCGGUUCCUCUGCUGUCCUGGGUGCUACCUGACCUCUCCGUCCUAACCCCUGACCCUAACCCCAACCCUGCCCUUGGAACUCAUCCCCGGGUGUCUAUAUUCCCUAAUGGUACUCUGCGUAUCUUGGUGGCCGGCCCAGCAGACAGAGGACUGUAUCGCUGUGUAGCCUCCAACCUAGCAGGGGCUGGCAGUCUGUCAGUCCGACUCCAUGUGUCCUCUCUUCCUCCAGCCAUCCAGGAGCCCAGAGAGGAGAAGGUAACCCGGCCCGCUGGUUUGCCUCUCUACGCCCAAUGCUCUGCCCGGGGAGCUCCCCCUCCCUUCAUCCGCUGGAGGACACCUGACGGCACCUUUCUGCUCCCCUCUCAAUUCCUCAACGGGAACCUGUUUGUCCUCCCCAAUGCCACCUUGUUGAUACGCAAGCUAGCCACUAAGGACUCUGGGAGCUACGAGUGCCUGGCGACUAAUGCGGUGGGCGGGGAUAAGAGGACGGUGAGGGUGGAGGUGACUGGAGAUGGAGAAGUUGUCUCCAUGGAUAAAAUGACCUUCUCUUCCAUCAACAGUAAAUUUGAUAUUCCCCCCUCCUCCCCCGUCCUUAACCCUCCCCUCCAACCCUCCUCCCCCCUCAGUAAGGCUAGGAUCCUCUUCACCUCUCCAUCCAGUUCUAUAGUCAUAUAUGGUGAAUCUCUGCUCCUUUACUGUUCAGCAACCGGCAACCCAGAGCCUAGAGUGGUCUGGAGGGUACCUGGCAAGAAACUAGUGGAUGCCCGUUACAGUUUUGACAAGAGGAUAAAGGUGCACAGUAAUGGAACGCUGUAUAUCCAGUCCGUGACGGAGAAAGACGGGGGGGACUAUUUAUGUGUCGCGCGAAAUAAGUUGGCUGACGACUUCCGCCUCCUCCAGGUCACCGUGGCAACAAAGCCUGCUAAAAUUGUGCCAAAGCAGCCAUCAAAUCAGAAGGUGGUAUCGUACGGAGCAGCUCUAAAGGUAGACUGUCUGGCGACCGGCCAGCCCGACCCCGUGGUAAGAUGGAGCCUCCCGGAUGGAACCUCAGUGAAAAGUGUCCUGUUGCAGGUGGAAGAGAGUGGGAGGCGCAGCCGGCGACUGGUGGUUUUUGACAAUGGAACACUGUUCCUCCCCUCGGUGGGGAUGGAGGAGGAGGGGGAGUAUGUUUGCCACGCUGAGAACCAUGGGGGGAGGGACACUAUGAGUGUGAUGGUCAAAGUCCUCGCCUCACCUCCCUCCUUCCCCAGUACCAAAUAUGAGGUCAUCAAGGUGCAACAAGGGGGCGCAGUGGCUCUGAACUGUGGGGCUAAAGGAGAGCCUGUCCCUACGAUCACAUGGCUCUCUCCAAUGAAUCGUGUCCUCCCAGUGGAAGCAUCAGGUCCGGUUGUGGUGCAGCAAGACGGGUCCUUGGUGAUCCAGGGGGCUAGAGGGGCUGACGGAGGAAACUACACCUGCCGAGCCAGCAAUGCUGCUGGGGAGAGGAGCAAGGUGAUGGGGGUGGAGGUGAUGGUGACACCACCCAGCUUCACUCUCAAUGGGGCUGGGGGUGGGAUAAAUGGGGCAGACAGACAGAUAGCUGUUGUUAGUGGUAGUGGACUGAGUGCUGUGAUCUCCAUCAGUCAGUCUGCAGGGAGGGAUCAUAGGGUCAGUGCAGGUAAUUGUGUCAGUAAUAAUGGAGACUGUAAAGUAGGGGACCAAAGGGUCUCAGCAGUUAGAGGCCAGACAGUUCUUCUGCCAUGUCCAUCCCAGGGCUUCCCUCUCCCCAGCCUGGCCUGGUUGUUGCCCGGUAUCGGGGUUCUCCCUGUGCCCUACUAUGGCAGCAGACUCACCGUGCACCGCAAUGGAACCCUGGAGCUGAGGGGGGUGAAGGCAAGUGACUCCGGCAUGCUGGUGUGUGUCAAUCGUGGCGAGAGGGGUGAGGCUCGGAUAAUGGUACACCUGGAGGUCUCAGACACAAUGGACACACCUCACUCCAGAGGCCCAGUGACCACAGAGAAACGUUUCUCAGUAAACCCAGUUAGCAAAGAGCAACCUCGCCCAGUAGGCCCAGAACAACCUCAUCCAGUAGUCCCAGUCAGCAGAGAGAAACUUCGCUCAGGAGGCCCAGACGGAGAGGACACACCUCGCCCCAGAGGCCCAGUGACCACAGAGAAAUCUCGCCAGGAGACACCUCGCCCUACAAGCCCAGUCACCAAUGAGAAACCUCACUUAGGAGGCCCAGUCAGCACAGAGAACCCUCUGCUAGGAGUCCCAGUCCAAGGGGGCACACCUCACCCAAGAGGCUCAGUGCCAGAGGCAGGGAGGAGUGUUGUCCUGGAAAGGAAGCCUGUGGUCACCAGCAUAUCAGGCUCUCUGGUCAGCAUCAUCAACGGAGACAAUCUACAGCUACCCUGCCCCCAGACAGACAGCCCCAGUCAGGGUUCCAGCCAGACAGAGUCUCUGACCUGGAAGUUGCCAAGCGGGGUGGUCGUGUCUCGGGGCCAGGCGGCAGGGACGGGUCGGUACUCAGUCCUGGAUGACGGGACUCUGACGGUGCAGCAGGUAUCUGUGUUUGACAGGGGGACCUACUCCUGCCGAUCCACCAAUCAGGACACAUCAUCUAUCCUGACAGUUCCAGUGAUUGUCAUUGCCUACCCCCCUCGCAUCACCAACGGACCCCCUCCCCUCACCUACACCCGUCCUGGUGUUGCCGUUCAGCUAACCUGCUACGUCAUAGCAACCCCCAGAGCGACCAUCACCUGGGAGAUGCCGGACCAAUCCCAGCUCAGGGUCACAGGUCAGGCCCGUCUCUAUGGCAACCGGUACCUGAGUCCUCAGGGUUCCCUGGUGAUCCAGAACCCGACUAGCAGAGACACAGGUUUCUACCGUUGUUCUGCACGGAACGUCAUCGGAACUGACACCAAGGCCUCUUAUCUACAUGUGAUCUAACAGAACACACACAUCAUUUUUGCCCAAAGAAACUGCAAAGUUGAGUGUAGAAGAUACUGUUCAACUAAAGACUGAGGUGUUGAUUAAAGAUUGUUAAUAGAGAUAAAAACAAACAAAUGCAUCUUACAGCCAGAGUGUGUUAAAGAUGUACAUGAAAUCAGCAGCUGAGAAGCACCAGCAUCAUCAAUAAAUAAAGUGUCAACACAAACUAUACCAGGCUUUAAGAGCAUCAGCUCUCAAAACACGUCAUGCAAUACAACACAUUCAGCUCUGUAUCACGACCUGUAUGUUUAUGUCAACCUGCCCUAUUUAAAACACGUCAUGCAAUACAACACAUUCAGCUCUGUAUCACGACCUGUAUGUUUUUGUCAACCUGCCCUAUUUAAAACACGUCAUGCAAUACAACACAUUCAGCUCUGUAUCACGACCUGUAUGUUGAUGUCAACCUGCCCUAUUUAUCUUGUUGUAUAGUUGUGUACUGUUGAGCAGAGCAAAUGUUUGAUAGUGGUCACAGAACUGCUCCAGUGAUAGUUCUGUGGAGCCUCAGGGGUCUGCAGCUCUCUGUGUUUGCAGCUCUCUGUGUCUGCAGCUCUCUGUGUCUGCAGCUCUCUGUAUCUGCAGCUCUGUGUCUGCAGCUCUCUGUGUCUGCAGCUCUCUGU